This is a messenger RNA of Pochonia chlamydosporia 170, 939 nucleotides long. RefSeq names its product protein-tyrosine phosphatase. The transcript is spliced from 2 exons. The coding region runs from base 1 to 939 and encodes 312 amino acids. The record is from RefSeq and is a predicted model, not a curated record. NCBI's taxonomy places the organism in Eukaryota, Fungi, Ascomycota, Sordariomycetes, Hypocreales, Clavicipitaceae.
AUGGCAGCACAAACUGCGAGAGCUUGUUGGCUUCUUGACCGCCAGUGGACUCCGGACGACGUGACAAUAAUUCCGUCCGAUUCCGAUUCCAACUCUGGCACAGAUAGCGGCGACGAGGCGAUGGACAGUGUCCCGCAUGUGAACCUGUUACGCGACCAACAUAUUGACGACUCACUUCCUUCUAUCUCUGCGAUUGUGGCAUCUGUGGUUAAAUCCCGACGAGAUCCAAUGGAAGGUAUCGAGAGUUUAACACAGGAGCUUUGCGUUACAGAGGAGGGAGAAAGUUCUGAUCCAUCAUCCCUCUGCUCGCCUGCAGAGGUGCUUUUUGCUUUGACUGUUCUCGAGAGCCCGAGUGCUAUCACCGACUCUGAUCUAUUGGUGUCUCUGGCAAUCCAACAACAUGAUGAUACCGUGAGCCCUGGGCUGUCCACGGCUAUGCGAGGGCCUCGUGUAGCCUCGGCGGCUUCCCAGUGCAUCUCGGCGCAACCCAUCCCCAUCGUGUCUCUAAGCGACAAAGUACUGCCUCAGCAACGUGCAGAAUCUUCCGACCAAGCUCGUCUUUCGUCCUCGACCAACCUCAUGCAACCUUCCCAGCCGCGAAGUCGCAGUAUUGUGUCGUCAGACCGCUGCAGUUGGAUUUGUAACACUAAUGAUGACGAUGGCCAUAUGGACGGAAUAGUUCCACAAAGCGAUAAACCUCACGGGGUAGCUCAGCAGGCCUUAACCAAGACUCAUUUGUCGGGAUGCUGUCCAGUCUCUUUAAAAGGAAGUUCCACGGAAGUUAACCAGCAACACCAAGUAGCGGAUGAUAUUCUACCACUAGUUUCUUACCUCAGCCCGUUACCGAACAGUUUGCGACGGGGCAAGGAGCGCCACACAAGCACAAAUACUUAUCAUACAGUGAGCCAGCUUGAUGGACCCUGCAAAGAAAUGGAAUAG